CCCGGAAGCUGGAAGGAAUUUGCCAGCCUCCAAUUUCAGCAGGGUUGGGACACGAUAGCCUCCCGAUAUUACUACUUGCAGGGUGUUGGCCUGAUUGCAAGGUAGGAGCCCAAAGUUUCCUCUUCAUUGGGUCACUCUUGGGAAUGGGAUUUCCAUGUGAAAUAUCCCUCUGUUCCAGGCUGCUAUUUCAGCCCAGCAACUGGAGAGGAACUCUCUCUCCCUCUUGAAAAUCACAAGGGACUUUCUGUUCCGUGUUCCACAGCCAUGAUCGAGUUUGAGAACCCUCAGCUCCCUGCAGUUUUCAGAGAGGCAAUCACCAUCGUCCAGAGUGAGAGGGAGGAGGAGCAGAGAACGAUCGCCAUGGCUUUCUGUAUUGAGUUUCUCCAGAGUCCUUCCAUUGAGACAGUGCUGACAAAAUCAGAGCUCCGGGCGCAGCUCAUGGAAUGGAGCAAAGACACAAAUCCCGUCAUACGUAAGCUCAGUCUGCGAGGCCUUGGCAGUAUUGUGUUCCAGCCAGAAAAGAUGCAGAACAACAAGAGCCACAUCCCCAAAUUCCUGUUCCAGGCCCUAGAGUACCUGGAAAGCUCCCAGACAACAAUACGACACUCUGCAGCCUUGUUCAUUGGAAAGACUAUCCGCCAUUACUACAAUUUGUUGUCUGAAACAGUGAAUGAAGAUGGCAUCUCCCGCCUGUAUGAAGGUAAGGAAAUACCUCUGUGUGUUUGUGCCUCUGUGGGAAGUACAGGGGUGCAGCACAGGGCCCGAACACAGGUUUGAAUGUGGACACAGGGCCCUCUCUGUCUAAGGACAGCGUUUAAGGAAGAAGGAUGGUCAUGCGAGCUUCAUCGAGGUACCACAAUAUGUGUACAGGAGCAGGGGAAUUCCAUCCCUAGCUCCUAGUAUAGACGUAGCCUUAGAGCUGUGUGGUGAAACUGUCUUCAUAAAGGUCAGAAAGUCUGUAAUGGAAGGCCUGACAGAAUUGAAAAAAGCUGUUG
Molecule: messenger RNA, 995 nt
Organism: Chelonia mydas (Green sea turtle)
Lineage: Eukaryota; Metazoa; Chordata; Testudines; Cheloniidae
Product: maestro heat-like repeat family member 5
Exons: 4
Coding region: 265-777 (170 amino acids)
Cellular component (GO): cytoplasm
Source: RefSeq, a predicted model, not a curated record